UGGAGUGCGCAUGCGUAUGCGCGGUGAGCUCCGGAAUUCGCAUCUGCGCAGGUUGAAACAGUCGCCAAGGAUUCUGCGUGUUUUGUUUAGUUUGAAUAAUUCUGUAAAGGGAUUUUCGACAGAAUAAUGUCUUUGGCCCCAGUACCACCUUACACAUACACACCCCUAAAUCUACUUAAGGAUGGCACUGUUGUCAGUGUCUGUGGUGUUGUGAAGUUCUUUAAGCCUCCGUACUUAAGCAAAGGAACGGAUUAUUGUUCUGUUGUAACAAUUGUGGACCAGACACAUGUGAAGUUAACGUGCAUGCUCUUUAGUAGAAACUGCGAAACCCUUCCCAUCAUUUAUAAAGUUGGAGACAUUGUUUGCUUCCGUGGGCUGAAGAUCCAGGCAUAUAAAAAUGAGCUUCAGGGAAUCAGCACACGUGGUUUUGCGUCUUUAACAUUUGAUGGCACCUUAGGGGCUCCUGUCGUAUCUCGUACUUUAAGCAAGAGCUUUAACUUCACCGCUCAGGACUACAAGAUAGUAGAAACCUUGCGGACUUGGGCAUCCACACACAUUUCAGCUUCUUCCAACUUACUGCAGCUUUCUAAUGCUGAACCCAUGCAGUAUUAUGACCUGACUUGUCAGCUCCUGGGCAAAGCAGAAGUGGACGGAGUGUCAUUUCUCCUAAAGGUAUGGGAUGGCACUAGGACGAAGAUUCCCUCUUGGAGAUUAUGCCUACAAGACAUGGCUUUUGAAGGUGACUUAAGUCACAUUCUGCGGCUACAGAAUCUGGUGAUAGACGUUGUCGUUUAUGAUAAUCAUGUCCAAGUGGCUAAAUCCCUAAAGAUAGGAAGCUUCCUUAGAAUCUACAGCCUCCAUACCAAGCUUCAGCCAGUUAAUUCAGAGUCCCCAACUUCCUUGGUAAGACUCGAGUUUCAUCUUCAUGGAGGAACCAGCUAUGGUCGUGGGAUCAGGGUCUUACCAGAAAAUAACUAUGAUGUGAAUCAGCUGAAAAAAUCUUUAGAAUCUGUAGAUUUGGAAGCUAUUCAGACCUCAGAUGAUACCUAUCAAUCAGACAAUGAGAACUGUUCAACCUUGUCUAGUUCUGAAUCAGACUCAGUUUCCCUGUAUGAGAUGGAAAGAUGUCAGCAACUCUGUGCUACAAAACUUACAGAUUACCAUUGUUUAGAGAAGACAUCGUUGUGUGCCAUUUUGAAGCAAAGUGCUCCUCGACAAUAUCGAAUCAUAGCAAAGCUAAGAUCAUACAUGCCCAGAAGACUUUUACAGUCUGUGAAACUCCUUUGUCCUAAAUGUCAUUUAUUGCAAGAAGUUCCAUAUGAUGAAAAUGUGGAUAAAAUUUUGCAAGAUGCAUCAGGUAAAGCCCCAGACUACAAGCUGCAUGGUACACCAUUAUAUGACUCAGAAGUCUGGACCACAAAAGGCCAAGGGGGACGGCAGGUUGCUGUUCAUUUUGUAAAGAAUGAUGGAAUCCUUCCUCACUCAAGUGAAUGUCUAGUUUUGAUAGAAGGAGGACGGCUCUGUGAAAUCUAUAAACUGUCAAGCAUGUUUCACAGUGUGAUUCCUGUGAAGUCUGGCCCUGAGGACCUGGAGCUCCUAGACCUUGCAGCACCAUUCCUCAUACGAGGAAAGGUGUGUCAUUAUGGAUGUAAUCAGUGCUCAAACUUGAAAUCCAUACAAAACCUAAGUACUAUUCCUAAUAAAAGACUAUGGCUUCCAUCCUCUGUGGCAGAAGCUCUGGGCAUUGUACCUCUACAGUAUGUGUUUGUUAUGACUUUCACAUUUGAUGAUGGAACCGGAGUAUUAGAUGUCUACCUCAAGGAUUCUGACAAAUUUUUCCAGAUCCCAGCAUCAGAAGUACUCACUGAUGAUGACCUGCAGAGAAAUCUGGAAAGGAUCAUGAAUGUUAUUUGUCCUCCAGGAAUAAAAAUAGAUGCAUACCCAUGGCUGGAGUGCCUCAUCAAGUCCUACAAUGUCACAAGUGGAACGGAACCUCAAAUAUGUUACCAGAUAUUUGACACCAUGGUUGCAGAAGACAUCCUCUAGUACUGCUACUCCAUGUAGUAGGUGCAUGGAGGUGGGGGGUGUAGUAGUCUUACAAAAAGUUAUGACUGUGACUCUAAAAACCCACUUCUCUGUUAUUGAAUUAUUCAUUCCAAUUUUCACUAGAACAUUAAAUUCUUUUAUACAGGAAGACA
This is a messenger RNA of Rattus rattus (black rat), 2198 nucleotides long. Its product is annotated as protection of telomeres protein 1-like. Gene Ontology annotation, cellular component: nuclear telomere cap complex; chromosome, telomeric region. Gene Ontology annotation, biological process: regulation of telomere maintenance via telomerase; telomere capping. The transcript is spliced from 17 exons. Gene Ontology annotation, molecular function: G-rich strand telomeric DNA binding; telomerase inhibitor activity. The record is from RefSeq and is a predicted model, not a curated record. Bases 127 to 2046 code for a protein of 639 amino acids. NCBI's taxonomy places the organism in Eukaryota, Metazoa, Chordata, Mammalia, Rodentia, Muridae.